GUUAGUACUCUCAUACAUUGUGUCUAGCUUAGUUCAAUUACUUUUCAUGCUCAAUAUCUUUCUCUGCUCCCAGAAGAUGUUCUUGGCUCAAAGUUAAAUGUCGAUAUAUCAGCUUGCAAUAUGAUUUUCUGUCUGGACCCUGUCCUGCUUGAAGCUGCCCAAUCUGGGCUUUUUUCCCCCCAACCUUUCUGGUCUAAAUAUUUCUAGGCUAAUCCCGAAAAUCAACCUACCAGAGAUACAGUACGUUUAACCACUGCAUGACUCUAAGAGCAGGGAUGUCAUUGUUUCCAUUCCCCAAAGCUGAAUGUUUUCGGCCUCUCCAACUCUUGUGUGUUCUUUCCCCCAGUAUGGCUGUCAUGCCGGCUGUGUCAGAGAUCAGACAGAGGCAGGGGAUAGACCUGGCUGUGUCACGCUCGGAGACGGGCAUCUAUCACCACACGGAGUGGGCCUCGCUGUGUAGCCUACGACCACAGGGCAUAUGGCACGAUGUGACUCGCCAUGCGGCACCGGUCCUUUAGAGGAAACGCCAAGCAACACGGGGGAUUUGUAUUUUAUUUUUCGUCGAGAUGUGCUCUGAAGGGCAAGACCUUCCCAGGUUGCCUUGGUAACAGACAAUCCCGAAGCACAGAUUGGUGGACGAAGGGUUAUUUUUCCAGAUACACACUCAAGGGGGGAUGGUGUCAGGGAGGGAGCGUUGGAUUAUCCUCACGGCCGUGGACACAGUGGUGUUCAGUAGAAGAAAACACCAGGCUGUUGCUCCCGGUUCUAAGAGAUGCCACGACAAAUGGACUUAGGAGAUCCUGCGAGUUCCUUGCAGUUCUCAUGAAUGUUGUCCGGUUUUUCCCGAUUGCAUGAGUGUUUUUUUUCCCCGGGGGUUAAAAUCUGUUUUCCCCAUGUGUGUGUGUGUGUGUGUAGCAGUUAUUUUAGCUCUUCUGUCUCUGUUGACCUCCCAAUGACCCUGAGCGGAGUGCAGGUGUGCCUCUCACAGCAUUGUCAGGAAUGCUUGACUCUUCCCUCACAUCUGCCAGUCAGACCAUUCCAACCCUCAAGGUUAGGGGGGCUUCUUCCUAGGUUCACCAAACGUGCAAACAUCUCACCUGUGUGUUUUUGACUCCCUAGUGUGUUACGUCGUGGCAAAUUGAAUAAUCAAGUUUAUAACCGGGUAAAGAACAUUAGAAUAACAUUACAAUAACAAUAAACCAACAAAUGCCGGUUUGACCAAUAGGGUAUGGAAACAUGGUAGAUGUUAUACAGUCACACACAAUGUCAAGAGUUUAUUUCAUUUUUAACAAUUGUGUCAGAUUACAAUUGUUUCACAAAGAACAAAAGACCUAGAGGCCAGGUAGUGUAGAAGGCUUGGUGGUUGUAUGUCUGAAUUGUAUUGGUCUCAGGCUGACAACAAUCUCCUGAAAUACCCUAUUCCCCUUAUUCUACUAUAGCACAGUGAAGACUGCCCUGGACAAUACCAUUUGCGAUACAUAGAGAAUACGUUAUCAGACUGAGACAUUAAAACAUCACACCACACGACUGCAUGAUAUCUGGCUAGAGAAGACAAGUCUGAGAGAAGUGGAAGUCCAUGCAGAAAAUUAAAUUCAAUGUUUGCGUUUCCCCUCUGUGGGGAUUCUUUUUCAUGUUCAGAAACAUCUGUCCUUCCCUGGAGAUAUUUUGCUCUUUCUGCCCUGGAAACUCGCCUCACAGGAAACAACUUGCUAAAAUAUCCUUUAGCGUUGUUUCAUAAAUAUAGCUUGGGAUCUGUUGACUGCCGCAGCAUGAUGCUUUUCAUUUCGUUAGCCACUACUUAGUUUGCCCUGGGAGACUUUUCUGUCAGACAGUCAUUCACUUCUGAUAAAGGAAAUAUGGAUCUAUUUGAGUGAUCAGUGGAUAAAUAAAUCUGUCCUCAGUCAAUACUUUCUGUGUCAUCAGGGUUCAUGUUGACCAUUUUCCCUUCUAUCUUGAUGAACAUCAGCAAAGACAGACACACAGAGAUUGGAGAACGAUCAGACAAACUCCUUUCUUGGUAGCAACCAACAUAUAAUACACACAUUACAUUCCAGAAAAGGAACACGCGUUUCGGUUUGGCAUUGCCUUGCUUUAUGACAUUCCUGAGCCAGCACACGCAGGUUUUCCCCCCAGGAAUGUUUGUCCUUUGGGCCUGUGGGGGAGACUGGAGCUCCGACGGUUGCCGAUUCCCCUCCUGUUUCUUCUUCCCACUCCUUCCAGACACACGGACGUCUGGGACAGAGAACGCCAUGGCUCUCCACAAACUCUGCCUGCAGAUUCUCCUGCUGACCGUCGCCUUCUCCUACUGCGCUCACUCAGACGACUCAAAGGAGGGCAAGCUUCACAGACUACUAAAGAGAAGAGAAGCGGCGGUGCCGGGUGGGGUGGAGGCGGCCCCCUCCGAGGCCAAGGAGUUCCUCAGGUCCCUGCGGAGGCCCAGGAGGAACCUCUGGGAUCGGACCAGGCCAGACGUGCAGCAGUGGAUCAUGCAGUUCAUGCACAUGGGUUAUGACGAGGCGAGGCUUGAAACUGACCUGUCCUACUGGAUGGACCUCUCCCGGUCGUCUGACCAAGGGCGACAGCACCAGUAUGACGAGAACGCCCCCAUCGGGCCGCAGGACCCCAGUUCCUACAGACACGGCGCCAACGUCAAUUAUGACUACUAUUAGCCCCUGUGCUCAGGGGUCGUAGAUGUAAUUCUAUCAGCUCAAUGUGUUUGUGUGAAUUAACUUUAAUACAACUGUCCCUGUAAAUGCUCCAAUAAAAUAAGUGCCUGAAACAAAAGCCUCUGACAGUUUUCAUCACAAAUCGAA
Esox lucius (northern pike) is the source of this 2813-nucleotide messenger RNA. RefSeq names its product augurin-A. The transcript is spliced from 4 exons. The record is from RefSeq and is a predicted model, not a curated record. Gene Ontology annotation, biological process: cellular senescence; regulation of cell population proliferation; central nervous system development. Lineage: Eukaryota; Metazoa; Chordata; Actinopteri; Esociformes; Esocidae. Bases 2094 to 2669 code for a protein of 191 amino acids.